CUGUCCUCUACUUGACUCCUACACCACACACAUACUCACACGUACCUUUCCCCGUCGCGCCCGCGCAUCUCUUGCCUACACACCACGCCGCAUAGCAUAUCGACGUUUGGCGCAUCGUCUCUAAUCUACCUCCAAACACGCAAGCCAAGUUUCCCGCAGCUCAGCAAAAGCCUCCCCCAGCGGGUUUCAUCGCCGCCUGCCCACGAUCCUCCCCUCGCAACUCUCGUAUAAAUUCUCAACGACAUCAUGGCUGGCACACGAAACUACGAUUUUCUUAUCAAACUCCUCCUCAUCGGUGACUCCGGUGUAGGCAAGUCCUGCUGCUUGCUCCGGUUCAGCGAAGACUCCUUCACCCCAUCCUUCAUCACCACGAUCGGCAUCGACUUCAAGAUCCGAACGAUCGAGCUCGACGGAAAGCGAGUGAAGUUGCAGAUAUGGGAUACCGCAGGACAGGAGCGCUUCCGAACCAUCACAACGGCAUACUACCGCGGUGCUAUGGGCAUUUUGCUGGUGUACGAUGUCACGGAUGAGCGGUCGUUCAACAAUAUCCGUACUUGGUUUUCGAACGUCGAGCAGCAUGCCACAGAAGGCGUCAACAAGAUCCUUAUCGGCAACAAGUGCGACUGGGAGGAGAAGCGUGCAGUAUCCACCGAGCGCGGCCAAGCCCUUGCAGACGAACUCGGCAUUCCUUUCCUAGAAGUCUCCGCCAAGAGCAACAUCAACGUGGACAAGGCCUUUUACAGCCUGGCAGCCGACAUCAAGAAGAGGCUUAUUGAUAGUGCAAGAACGGAGGGCUCAUCAACGAGCGCGGUGAACGUUGGAGACGGCAAUCAAAACGCAGCAUCGGGCGGAAAGUGCUGCUAGUGGAAUAC
Molecule: messenger RNA, 872 nt
Organism: Aaosphaeria arxii CBS 175.79
Lineage: Eukaryota; Fungi; Ascomycota; Dothideomycetes; Pleosporales
Product: GTP-binding protein SAS1
Exons: 3
Coding region: 247-864 (205 amino acids)
Biological process (GO): protein secretion; protein localization to plasma membrane; regulation of exocytosis
Cellular component (GO): endosome; plasma membrane
Molecular function (GO): GTPase activity; GTP binding
Source: RefSeq, a predicted model, not a curated record